AUGUCGCGAACCUUGUCAAGCAGAGCAUCAAAUGUCCUAGCAUCUCUAGAUAUCUCAACUACUCAUGAGAUUUCGGGCGUUUACGAUGGAGAAUGGCGCGGCUCGGGAGACCUCGUAUCGUCCACUUGCCCUACAACUGGAGAGGUCCUAGCAAGGGUGAAGACGGCGACUCCAGAGGAACUUCACGCCGCAUUGGAACGUACACGCGAGGCAUACAUCCAUUUCCGCAAUGUGCCUGCGCCUCGUCGUGGAGAAAUCCUGCGGCAGAUUAGAGAAGCACUUGCCUCCAAGGUGGAUGAACUUGGUGCCCUUGUUUCCUUGGAAAUGGGGAAAAUUAGGACAGAGGGAGUCGGGGAAGUCCAAGAGUUCGUCGACAUUUGCGACUACGCAGUCGGUUUGUCUAGGAUGAUGAAUGGACGUGUGGUCGCAUCAGAACGCCCAGGGCACUCUAUUCUCGAAGUACCAAACCCACUCGGGGUGGUCGCUGUUUUGUCCGCAUUCAAUUUCCCCGUCGCGGUUUAUGGUUGGAACCUUGCUCUCUCGCUGGCCGCUGGAAACGCGACAAUAUGGAAGCCUUCCCCAACAACACCGUUGUGCUCGAUCGCCGUGACGACUAUAGUCUCUCGUGUUCUCGAGAAAAAUGGUGUGCCAGGUGCUGUCGCCAGCUUAGUCACUGGAGGAAAGGAGGCCGGUGAAGCCAUCGUCGAAAGUCAAGACGUGCCUCUAGUGUCCUUCACUGGGAGUGAACAUGUAGGACGAAUUGUGGGCAAGAACGUCGCAGCUCGAUUUGGAAGGUCUAUCUUGGAACUAGGUGGAAAUAAUGCAUCAAUCGUGAUGCCUGAUGCUGACUUGUCGCUCGCCGUUCCUGCUGUCUUUUUCGGUGCUGUCGGUACCGCGGGGCAGCGCUGCACAUCCACAAGAAGGCUAUACCUUCACAGGAACAUUGCAGAUGAAUUUUUGGACCGUCUGCAAAAGAUGUACCGUACGGUGGCACCCGGUGACCCUUUGAUUGACAGCACCCUUUUGGGCCCUCUCCACACAAAAGCGGCGUGUGAUAUCUACGACAAAACAAUCCAACACCUCCAGGCCAUUGACGCUGAUAUAUUGACCGGUGGAAAGCGAUACGGUCACGCGAGCUUGAGUGCUGGCAACUUUGUCGAGCCCACAAUCGCUAUCCCUAAAUCGGUCAACCCAAAGGAUUUCAUCUGGAAAACGGAGACCUUCGCCCCGAUUCUUAACGCCGCAAUCUUUGACGACUUGGAACAGGCUAUCGAGUGGAAUAAUGGAGUUCCUCAGGGAUUAUCCAGCAGCCUGUGGACGCGAGAUAUCAGAAAUCUUGGUCGCUGGAUUGGACCAAGCGGAUCCGAUACAGGUAUUGUUAAUGUAAACGUGGGGACCAGUGGCGCCGAGAUUGGGGCUGCCUUCGGAGGUAAUAAGAGCACCGGCUGGGGUCGCGAAUCAGGCGGCGAUGCUUGGAAGCAAUAUGUGCGCUGGAGCGCUUGCACCAUCAACUUAUCAGACGAAGCCCCUUUGGCUCAAGGAGUGACUUUCCCUGCUUGA
Molecule: messenger RNA, 1560 nt
Organism: Laccaria bicolor S238N-H82
Lineage: Eukaryota; Fungi; Basidiomycota; Agaricomycetes; Agaricales; Hydnangiaceae
Product: NAD-aldehyde dehydrogenase
Exons: 13
Coding region: 1-1560 (519 amino acids)
Molecular function (GO): aldehyde dehydrogenase (NAD+) activity
Source: RefSeq, a predicted model, not a curated record